Anguilla anguilla (European eel) is the source of this 1138-nucleotide messenger RNA. It is a transcript of the gene six7, whose product is annotated as SIX homeobox 7. Gene Ontology annotation, cellular component: nucleus; transcription regulator complex. Gene Ontology annotation, biological process: regulation of transcription by RNA polymerase II; eye development. The transcript is spliced from 3 exons. Gene Ontology annotation, molecular function: DNA-binding transcription factor activity, RNA polymerase II-specific; RNA polymerase II cis-regulatory region sequence-specific DNA binding. Lineage: Eukaryota; Metazoa; Chordata; Actinopteri; Anguilliformes; Anguillidae. The coding region runs from base 1 to 777 and encodes 258 amino acids. The record is from RefSeq and is a predicted model, not a curated record.
AUGUUCCCGUUGCCAAUGUUCACGCCAGAUCAGGUGGCGCGUGUAUGUGAGAACCUGGAGGAGACCGGGGACAUCGAGCGCCUCGGCCGCUUCCUGUGGUCACUGCCUGCGGCAGUCCCGGCCUCGGCCAGCGACGCGCUCAACCGCCACGAGUCCGUGAUGCGCGCCCGAGCCCUGGUGGCAUUCCACGGCGGUAACUUUGAGGCGCUUUACCAGAUUCUGCAGAGCCACCGCUUUACGCGCGAAUCUCACGCCAAGCUGCAAGACCUGUGGCUGGAUGCGCACUACCGUGAAGCGGAACGCCUUCGCGGGCGGCCGCUGGGACCCGUGGAGAAGUACCGCAUCCGCAAGAAGUUUCCCCUCCCGCGCACAAUUUGGGACGGCGAGCAGAAGACCCACUGUUUUAAGGAACGAACUCGCAGCCUGCUCCGGGAGUGGUACCUGCAGGACCCCUACCCAAACCCCUCCCGAAAACGUCACCUGGCCCAGGCCACGGGGCUCACGCCCACCCAGGUGGGCAACUGGUUCAAAAACCGGCGACAGAGGGACCGAGCAGCUUCAGCCAAGAACAGACUGCAGCAGGACCCCAGUCUCUUGCCAGCAGGCACCUCUUUGGACGGCAGCUCACAGGACCUCCGCCCCCACCUGCCCCCCUCCUCGCCCAGUCACCCGGGCAGCCCGGAGACCAGUGACUCCAGCACGGGCACGGGCCACCAUGGGACGAGGGCCUCCACUCCUGAAAUAUCCGUCAGCAGCGACAGCGAGUUCGAGUCCUGAGUCCCGACCCAUGACAGAUUUAGGUAGAUAGACCCACCUUUGGCCCUGAUGCGGUAAUCUCUAACUCCACUCCAAUCUGUAAUCAAUCAAUCUGCUGCACAGUGAUGAUCUGUGCAGCAGUGGGAAUGGAGGCGGAGCCAAGGACGUUUGUAUGGAGAAUGUUGAUGUGGGAAAGGACAAGGAACGGAACCAAGACAUUAACAGGCGCAUCACACACAAGCACUUAUCCGCAGUUUUGGUGAUGGUCAACCAGGUUGUGCUCUAGAAUAACUCCGCCAUGGUGUUGUGUCUGUACAGAGGACCAGGUAUUUUAAACUCCCCUUUCUGACUGUUUUUGGAUGGGAAAACUGAGAGUAUGCUG